AUGGGCGAUGCAGAUAUCGAAUACUGGCGCACAAAGUACGCUUUACUAGAGGAGCAGUUUCAACAUCAAAAGAAUCGGAAUGAAGAGCUAGAAGAUCGACUUUUAAAUAUGGUUGAAAAGAUUGAGACGGAAAAGAAACAACUAGCUGGUGAGAUCGAUGCACUAACGAGGAAACUAGAAUGGUUAACUUCAGUACAGAAAUCAAAUUCGAAGAUGGAUGACACGACAGAAACAUUUGAACCCGAGGAUCCAUCAACGACGGAAGCUUCUCACACGGAUAUAGACUUUUUCCGACCAUCUGGCAAGAGCAUUAUUCUUGGAUCACGCGGCUCAUCAUUUCCAACGAAAGGUUAUCAUCAUUUCCCUGUCCUUGCUCUCGAUGAAGGUAUAAUCUACGGAUUUCGAUGGAAAAAAGGGCUAUCAAAACCGCUGAAAGGCUGCUAUAAUUGA
Molecule: messenger RNA, 450 nt
Organism: Ostertagia ostertagi
Lineage: Eukaryota; Metazoa; Nematoda; Chromadorea; Rhabditida; Trichostrongylidae
Source: the annotation of a GenBank genome assembly